Molecule: messenger RNA, 3450 nt
Organism: Chelonia mydas (Green sea turtle)
Lineage: Eukaryota; Metazoa; Chordata; Testudines; Cheloniidae
Molecular function (GO): protein binding; GTP binding
Source: RefSeq, a predicted model, not a curated record
AUGCCACAGCACAAGACUGAAUUCCAGAUUGUUGCAUCUGAUUCCAUUGAAUCUAAGGCUUCUGCUCUCAGUCUGUCUGGAUCCCUGAAGGCCAGUCUCCUGGGGGGGAUGGUGGAAGUAGGUGGAUCUGCAGCAUUUUUAAAUGAUACAAAGAAAUCAAAAUAUCAUGCUCGAGUUACUCUCCACUACUCAGUGACAAACAGGUUUGAGCCGCUGACUAUGAGCCAUUUGGGGACCGAGAACAUCUCUUAUCCUGCUGUGUUUGACCAAGGCAUGGCCACCCAUGUGGUCACAGCUGUGCAGUUCGGGGCUCAGGCUUUCUUUGUGUUUGAUCGGGAAGUUUCUUCAUCAGAGAGUGUGCAAGAGAUAGAGGGAAACAUGAAACUGAUGGUAGAAAAAAUCCCAAAGUUUUCAGGAGGAGGAGAGGUGUCUGCAGAAAAGAAGAACAAGGAAGUAGAAAAAGCUGAAAAUUUUAGUUGCAAAUUUUAUGGUGAUUUUGCUCUGGAGAACAAUCCGGUUACUUACCAAGAUGCCAUGGAAGUUUACUCCACUCUCCCUAAGCGGCUUGGAGUCGCUGGUGAAAACGCUGUGCCGGUGAGAGUCUGGCCGUACCCACUGAGCAGGCUGGAUUCCAGAGCCGCUCAGCUAGUGGGCGAGAUCAGCUCGGGGCUGAUUUAUGAUGCUCAAAGUGCCCUGGAGCACCUGACUGAGUGCGACGUCCGGUGCAACAACAUGGUGAAGGACAGAACGGCUACAGUCUUCCCCGAGAUCCAAAGGAAAAUCCAGCAAUUCAGAGAUCUGUGUAAACAGCCCAGACAGACCUUCCAAAAAGAGCUAGCUAGAACCCUGCCCUCUAUCCGUGGAGGAGGAGCAGAGGAAGGGGCCCUGGUGGACAUUUUAAGCAGCAAAGAACAAUCACCAUUCAAUACUCGGCAACUCAGUGAAUAUCUGGAUAAAAAGAUGCGAGAGAUGAAUUUUGUGAAAACAUACCUCACUUUUCUAAAUGACAUGGAUAUUAUCUCUUCCAAAACUGAACUAAAUCAGGUAUUAUUUAGCCCUAUGCAUAAGUAUGUUGUCUCCUUUACAUUUACUUCAUUAGAUGAAGAGGAGCCAUAUUUAUCAGUUUUAAAUGUCUGGCUUCAAUCCCAAAAUGUGGAGAAAACUCAUGAUCCAGAAUCAGCCAGUUCUCCGUAUGAGAAAUCAAACUCCAAACAGUGGUUUGUGGACGAAGAGAUAAGAAGAAAAGCAUGCAUAUUUGCAAAGUCCUUCUUAGAAUUUACCAACAUCAAUAAAUCUCAAGAAAAGACCCGGUUCAUUGUGGCCUCUGUUCCAGAUGAGGACCAUCCAGGAGCUUCCAUUUACCUGUAUGAGGAUGGAGAGCUGGUCAGCACCAAUUUCGAGCCUCCAUCAAAACCUCUUCCUCCUCUGAUUGAGGGAAUCAAACAUGACCGUGUGCAGCUCACAUUUAAGCCAUCAGACUCUGGAAGGGCUGCGAUAUCUGGCUACAGGGUGGAGUACAGAAUUGUAGGGCACGAGAACAGGAUGGCUGUGGAUGUAAAUAACAAACAAGAGACAUUCGCAGUAACAGGGCUCCGUCCAAACACCGAGUACCAGUUCCGAUACGCUGCAGUGAGCAAACCAGGGCUCAGCGAACGCAGCGACGUGAGUGAUCCUGUGAAGACCCUUCCUACCUGCCCUCCUGGGAAGCCUGGAAAAAAUACUGUAGAUUCAUCAGCCAUUACACUCACCUGGGAGUGUCCAACUGUGGUUGGAGAAGGAGUCAGUAUAAGGGAGUAUAAGGUGGAAUAUAAAGAGAAGACAGAAGAUACGAGUCAGGAGGAGAAAGGCAAAUGGCUGGAACGAAGGAAAGGAGAGAGAACUGGAUCUUGUAACAUUGAUGGACUGAGGCCUGAGACUCCCUACAGAUUCCGGGUGUCAGCUGUGUGUGCGGACGGGGCUGUGAGUGCCCCAAGUGAGGAGAGUUUGAUCUCAACGCUAAAGAAAGGUAAACAUUUAAGUAAAUCUGCGUAUUAUUCCCUCAACUACAGCCCUCUCGUGCCUGGAGCUACUGGAUCAGGCCCAAGAACUGCCAGCCCGUGCACUGAGAAAUCUGAACUACGGAUUGUUCUUGUUGGUAAAACUGGAGCUGGGAAAAGUUCAACAGGAAACUCCAUCCUUGGCAAGCGUGUGUUUGAGUCUAAAAUCGCAGCACAAUCAGUAACAGCGACAUGUAAGAAGGAGAGCAGGGCUUGGAACGGCAGGGACAUUGCAGUCAUUGAUACUCCUGGUCUUUUUGACACAAAAAUUCCUUUAAAAGAAACUAUGAAAGAAAUAGGGCGUUGUGUGGUAGUCUCCGCCCCAGGACCCCAUGCUAUAGUUCUGGUGAUGCAGCUGGGUCGUUUCACUGAAGAAGAGAAAAAUACAAUUAAAAGAAUACAAGACAUUUUUUGGGAAAAAGCUGUGCAGUACAUGAUCUUCUUGUUCACCAGAAAAGAUGAUUUAGAUGAAUAUUUAAAAUCUUUGGAUGACAAAGAUCUUCAGAAGUUGAUGGAAAAGUGCGGGAAUCGAUGCUGCGCUUUUAACAACAAAGCAGGAGGACAGGAGCGGGAAGCCCAGGUUUCAGAGGUGAUUGCAAUGAUUGAUAAGAUGGUGCAACAGAAUGGAGGCUCACAUUAUACUAAUGACAUGUAUGAAUAUGCUCAGAAGAAACUUCAAGAAAAAAUCAAGAUGCUCCGAGAACCCUAUAAGGAAGCGAUGGAAAGAAAAAAAAGAGAAGUGGAAUCUCAGUAUGAGGAUGAAUGUAGAAAAAUAGAUGAGGAAUUAAAGAAAGGAAGCUCACAUGAUAAAAUCACUUUGAAAAAAAAGCAGGCGGCCAUGAGACAAAAACGGGAAAAAGAUUUAGAGGAAAUAGAAACCCACUACCAGGCACAGCUACGUGAACUCCGGGAAAGAGCUGUUGAGGAUGUUACUAUAACAGACCCUGUUUUAAAUCCAUUCACAUCUGUGUUUUCAAAUAUGAAACGCUGGUUUCAAUAAUGAUUGACUUACCAUACUUUCUCCUUCUCUUGCCACUUUGCCAGUUUUUCAAUAGUGAUGAAUGGAGUUUCAGUGCUUUGUGACACUUUCACCUCCUAAUUUUUUCUGCACAGAAAUUUGUAUCAGCUUCUUAGUCAACCUUGUACUGUCAUGCCCUACAGCUAAUGCAUACAAAGCAUGAGUAAAUGAAGCUCUGAGCAUUUGCUUUUUAUGAACAUUGUGUGUUGGUUUCAUUAAAGAUUCUGGCUACAGCGAUUAGAUCUCUUCUGACUAAGAGUUGGAAUAAGCUGGGGUUGAUGUAUGAUAUUAAUUGUGAUAUUGCUGUCAAUAUGGUGGUAAAUGUACACCUUACUUCUGUUCAGGAAUCAUUUACAGACAUCAGAAUCUGUUCAUAAAAAUAACCAUUCAUAAGUA